This is a messenger RNA of Crotalus tigris (Tiger rattlesnake), 8366 nucleotides long. It is a transcript of the gene ERBIN, whose product is annotated as erbb2 interacting protein. Gene Ontology annotation, cellular component: postsynaptic membrane; adherens junction; postsynaptic density. The record is from RefSeq and is a predicted model, not a curated record. NCBI's taxonomy places the organism in Eukaryota, Metazoa, Chordata, Lepidosauria, Squamata, Viperidae. Gene Ontology annotation, molecular function: protein binding. Gene Ontology annotation, biological process: neurotransmitter receptor transport, endosome to postsynaptic membrane; neurotransmitter receptor transport postsynaptic membrane to endosome. The transcript is spliced from 28 exons. Bases 1156 to 5508 code for a protein of 1450 amino acids.
GGGCGGCGCUGCGGGGCCUCCGUUACCCCCCCCCCUUCCCCGCUCAGCGGCGGUGGUAAUCGUAGUAGUAGCACCGCUCCCGCCGCCCUCGUGGGCCGCGAGCGCCCUCCCUCGCUGUUGCCUGCUUGCUCUCCCGCCGCCGCCCUUCUCUCUGGGGAACGCGGCGGAGACGCUCCUGGCGGGCGCCCACGGAGGGAGCUGCCGAGCGAGAGGGGCGGGAAAGGCUAGAGGAAGGAAGGGGGAAGUGUGGCGAGGAGGAGCCGGGCGUGCGAAGAAGAGAAAGACUGAGGAGCGAGUGGAGGCGAGGGAAGAAAGGAAAGAGGGGGGAAAACUCUACGGAAGCGCCGUUCUUCUUCCCCCACCGCGUGCGGCGGGACUGGGCAGGAGCAACGACGGCGGCGCUAACGGGGGGCUGCGGCAGGCGCUGCUGCUACGGCAUCCGGAGCCCGGCCUACGAAGCGGACGCGGAAAAAGCCCGAAGUGGUGGGGGGAGAAAGGGAUCGGCCUCCCGCUUCGGAAGAACCAAGCCAGGCUGCUGCGCAGGCACUGCGGCCCCGUUGUUGCUCUUAGCCGCCGCCGCCCCCUCGAGAGGGCAGGAAGUGACUCUAAAGCCGGGACUGGGCGGUGUGUGAGGCACCUGAAACCGCAUAUUUGUCGGAGCGGAAGGAGGGCGAAGACGCCGAGACCUACCGACACCUUCCCCUCGUUGCAAAAGUGAAAGGGCGGGGAGGGAAAGGGGGGAAAAGACCCCCCCCCACCGCAGUCCCGCUUCUGUGGCCUCCUUUCGUCGCGCUGUCCUCGCCGAGAUUGGCCUUUUCCUCGGCUUCUCUCUUCUUUUUAACUCGAGAAAACUUGAUUUGGAUUUAAACCAUCGCAGAGUGGUGAAAGGGCCCGGUGUAGAUGGAGGAAAUCUGGACAGCCGAAGUGUAAGACCUCUCCUCACUGCCGUCAAAGAACCAGAUACUGCUUUAGACGUACUGACUGCCACAGACCAUAACAGCAGGCUGGUGUUCUCAGCAACGUUGAGCUGACCAUGCAAUAACUUGAGCGCAACUGACAAGACCCUGUUGUUGCUGGAAAGCUGAUUAGAAUGUUGGUUUUGAAAGCUCAGGGAAGAAGCAACAGAGAGAAAAUAAUAAUCCAGUGUGCCUGAAAAUGACAACAAAACGGAACUUGUUUGUGCGAUUGGUUCCAUGCCGUUGCUUGCGUGGAGAAGAAGAAACUGUGACUGCACUUGAUUACUCUCACUGCAGCCUUGAGCAGGUUCCUAAGGAAAUUUUUACUUUUGAAAAGACAUUGGAAGAACUCUAUUUAGAUGCUAAUCAAAUUGAAGAGCUUCCAAAGCAACUUUUUAAUUGUCAGUCUCUAUACAAGUUGAGUUUGCCGGACAAUGAUUUAACAACAUUGCCUGCAUCCAUAGCAAAUCUCAUUAACCUCAGGGAACUGGAUGUCAGCAAAAAUGGUAUACAGGAGUUUCCAGAAAAUAUCAAGAACUGUAAAGUUUUAGCAAUUGUUGAGGCCAGUGUAAAUCCUAUUUCAAAGCUUCCAGAUGGAUUUUCACAGUUGUUAAACCUAACACAAUUAUAUCUGAACGAUGCUUUUCUGGAAUUUUUGCCAGCCAAUUUUGGCAGGUUAACUAAGCUCCAGAUUUUAGAACUUAGAGAAAACCAGUUAAAAAUGUUGCCAAAAACCAUGAAUAGACUGACUCAGUUGGAGAGGCUAGAUCUGGGAAGUAAUGAAUUCACAGAAGUGCCUGAAGUACUUGAACAAUUAAGUGGGUUAAAAGAAUUUUGGAUGGAUGAUAACAAACUAACACUUGUUCCAGGGUUUAUGGGCAGCUUGAAGCACUUGACCUACUUGGAUAUUUCCAAAAACAAUAUUGAAACUCUUGAAGAAGGUGUUUCAGGAUGUGAAAGUUUACAAGAUCUGCUAUUAUCUAGUAAUUCACUUCAGCAGCUGCCAGAGUCCAUUGGUUGUCUAAAGAAAUUAACAGUUCUUAAAAUUGAUGAAAAUCAGUUAAUGUAUUUGCCAGAUUCCAUAGGAGGGUUAAUUUCAAUUGAAGAACUGGACUGCAGCUUCAAUGAAAUUGAAACUUUGCCUUCAUCUAUCGGGCAGCUCUCUAAUAUAAGGACUUUUGCUGCAGAUCAUAAUUUUUUAACACAAUUGCCACCAGAGAUUGGAAACUGGAAAUAUGUAACUGUUUUGUUUCUUCAUUCUAAUAAACUGGAGGUUCUUCCAGAGGAAAUGGGUGAUAUGCAGAAAUUAAAAGUUAUAAAUUUAAGCGAUAAUAGAUUGAAGUAUUUGCCUUAUAGCAUUUUACAAUUGCAACAUUUGACUGCUUUGUGGUUAUCAGAUAAUCAGUCUAAACCUCUCAUUCCACUUCAAAAAGAAGUUGAUCCAGAAACACAGGAAACCGUUGUUACUAAUUAUAUGUUCCCACAACAACCAAGAUCUGAAGAUGUUAUGUUCAUAUCUGAUAACGAGAGCUUCAAUCCUUCACUGUGGGAGGAGCAAAGGAAACAGCGUGCUCAGGUGGCUUUUGAAUGUGAUGAAGAUAAAGAUGAAAGAGAGGCACCGCCUAGAGAGGGUAAUUUGAAGAGGUAUCCAACACCUUACCCUGAUGAACUGAAGAAUAUGGUCAAAACUGUUCAAACAAUAGUACACAGAUUAAAAGAUGAAGAAAACACAGUUGAAACUAAUAAAGAAGCAAAGCAAGAAAGCCAGCAAGUUGCAGUAAAGGAUAUAGGAGUAAAGACUUCAGAAAUUACUCCAGUGAAAAACAAAAUGGAAAACGAGCAGAAUAUUAUGGGAAACUGUGUGCAGAAACUUAAUGAAUCAGAUGAUGAGAACAGUAUCAGAAACUCACAGGUGAACAAUCAAGUUAAAGUCACAGAAAAUGUGAAGCCAAUUGUUAACCAUGAAGAUACUUUGGAGGAAUCAGAAGAACUAUCUUCUGAUGAAGAAAUGAAAGUAGCAGAAAUGAGACCACCUCUCAUAGAAACUUCCAUUAACCAACCAAAAGUAGUAGCACUUGGCAAUAGCAAAAAAGAUGACAAUAAAGCAGUAGAUUCUUCAUCUGAUGAUCCAACCCAUAACAGCAAUCAGAAUAAUAGCAAUUGUUCCUCUCCUUCCCGAAUGUCAGAUUCAGAAUCUCUAAAUACUGACAGUAGCCAAGAAGCAUCAUUGUGUUCUCCAGACAGAGAAAUUACCAUGACUGUCAAUACCAAAAUCAGGGAAGAAGAUGAAAAUUCUAACAGUCUUUUACAAAAUGGAGAAGCAAAUGUUCUGAUAGAAGAAAAAUUGAACUCUCAAGAUAAAAUUACAAAUCUAUCUGAAUUCAGUUUAAAUAUUGAGAAGAAAUUAGCUUUACUAGAGAAAAGUGUUGAACUAAACAAUGCCACUGAUGAGUCUCAUAACUUGCAUCAGAUCAACAGGAAUAUUUGCAAAUUAGCUGAAGAGGGACUACAAUCUAAUGUAGUGAAUCAAAUAAAAUCAACAGAAAUGUCAAUUAAGGACUUGAUAAAUGACCAUAUGAAAGAAGAAAUUGAACAGUUGGAAAAUGAAAAUAAAUAUUCAAAUGUAUGUCCAGUAAAUAGUAUCAAUGGACAUUCUGAAGACAUGCCACAUACUGCAGGAAAAUCAGAGCUAAAGAGAAGUGCCAGCAUUGAUACUGAUUCUUCUUCAGAAUUGUGUCUUUCAAAAAGUACUGAAGACUUGUCUCCACAGAGGAGUGGGCCAGUGGUGAAAUCCCAUAGCAUAACUAACAUGGAGACAGGUGCUCUAAAAGUCUGUGAUAUUAUAAAUGACAGUGGAUCUCAGCACGCCAAUCCUGCAAUAAAAUCAGCAGGUAUGGCUGCAGAUGGAAAAAAUAUAGUCCGGAGUAAGUCAGCUACUCUCCUAUAUGAUCAGCCAUUACAAGUGUUUCCUGGAUGUUCAUCAUCCUCUGAUUUAGUAUCUACAAAAACAGCAAUUAAAUUUGAUUUCAAUCAUAAUCCUGAAGAUACCAAUACAAUUAAAGGGCAAGGACCGAAUUCUCCACAACCAUUCACUACCCCCCAAUAUAAUAUACAAUAUAGCAGCAAUAUUGUACCUAAAGAGUCUUUGUGGCUCCAAAAACAAAAUCCUAUAGCCGAACAAAGUUGUUUGUCCUCUCAGCGCUUACCAAGGCUGGAUAGUACGGAGAGCUGUACUUCUGCAAAACAUUCAGCCAAUAUGAAUUUCUCUAACCAUAAUAAUGUUAGAGCUAGUGCUGCCUACAAUAUGCAUCAAAGGAUGGGUGGUAGGCAUAUGGAAAUGUGGGCUGUUUCACCAAAUGACAGGCAUCCUUCUAGUGCAACGCGAAAUACUCUUCAGCGACAGAGUAGUGUGUCUUCUACUGCUUCAGUUAAUGUUGAUUCUGGAUCUUCACGCCGUCCUCUGGUUUCUGAGGGGGAUUAUUUAACGUAUAGGGAUUUGCAUUCAGUGGGAAGAGUCCCACCCAAAUUGUCAGGGCAACAGAGACCUCUUUCUGCAAGAACACAUAGCAUUGAUGGACCAAAUGUAACCCGACCUCAGAGUGCCCGUCCUUCAGCAAAUGAUAUACCAGAGAGAACUAUGUCAGUCAGUGACUUCAAUUACUCAAGGACUAGUCCGUCUAAAAGAACAAAUCCAAGAGUUAAUUCUGAAUACUCUCUGAUAGAUCCUACUGGAAAAAAUAAAGUUCCUCAUGACUGGAGGGAACAAGUACUACGGCACAUAGAGGCCAAAAAGUUAGAAAAGAGCAUGCUGUCACGGUCCUUUAAUUCCAAUUAUGCUCCAGUUAGCAACUUUUACUAUGGCAGCUCUAGGGAUCUGCAUGGCAGCCAGGGCAAUGUUGCUUUAAGUGUUGCAGAUGGAAGAAGUUCUGGUGUACCUGUUCUUCGUCAUCCCCAAACAUCCAAUCCAGUAGAGGAGGAUGUGUUCAUUUCUGGACAGCAGAAUUAUUCAACUGCCACUCUUAGUCUGAAAGAGGCUGUUCCAGAUACCAUUAAAAAACUUCCUGUGCAGAUACCUUUGAUGAAUGGGCAGAUGGGUCAUUCUCCAAGACCUCAGCCAAACUAUAGUCAAAUCCAUCAUGCUGGACCUCAAACUUCGGUGGCAAGACACCCUUCCAGAGAACAACUGAUUGAUUAUCUGAUGCUUAAAGUUGCCCAUCAACCUCCCUAUAGUCAGCCUCAAGGUCCAACUAGACAAUGCCAUGAGGUAUCAAAGCAAGAAAUUCGAGUAAGAAUUGAAAAAGAUCCAGAACUUGGAUUUAGUAUAUCAGGAGGAAUUGGGGGUAGAGGAAACCCCUUUAGACCAGAUGAUGAUGGUAUUUUUGUAACUAGAGUACAGCCUGAAGGACCUGCAUCAAAAUUGUUACAGCCAGGAGAUAAAAUUAUUCAGGCUAAUGGAUAUAGCUUCAUCAGUAUUGAUCAUGGGCAAGCAGUAUCUUUGCUAAAGACUUUUCAGAACACAGUGGAACUUACUAUUGUUCGAGAGCUUUCUUAAAUACUGUGGAGAAAGAGGAAUUUCUGUGUAAUUUUUGAAGGACUUGUGGAAAACUUAAUAUUUUGACUAUUUUUGUAUGCAAAACUUUUAAAACUAUGUACAGAAAUAAAAUAAUGAAUUUGUGGUUAUGGGGAAAAACCACUGUAAAGAAUAUAAAUGAAGCAGUUAAGGAAAUGCAUAUGGUAAUUAGAGCUAAAUUGUUUUAUGACAGUGUAGCAAUCAAGGAUCACUCCUCCAAGAACAAACCUGUGGUGUAUUUUGUACAGAUGGUAGGUUUAUUUUGUGGAUAAUUCAUAUACAUUAAAGAACUUUGUGUACAAGGAGCCUCCAUUUUAGCCAGUGGACAGAUGGCAGGGUUUUCUGUCCUAUAGCAGUUUUGUUGCCUUUAAUUUUUCAUUUAUUUUUAGAAUCUUUGUUGAAACCACUUUGGUAGAUAUUGGUAGGAAAUUUUAAAAGUUGGCUUUGCAAUGUGCAUAUUGUAUAGAUGAAUUGGUAGACUGAAAGUGGAGUGAUUGGAUUAAAUUAAAAGGCCAGGUAAAAGUAUGAAAUUAAAAGAAGGGGAGAGGAACUUAAUUACAUUGCUUACCGGUGUACACCGCUUAGAGAGUGCUUGCACUUAAAGCGGUAUAUAAGUCUCAUAAAUAAAUAAAUGGGAGAACCUUUAUGUACCAAUUGAAAAAAAUGCAAUAAAACAUAAAGGGUUUUUUUUUAAGAGACAAUACAGUAAAUAUACUUACGGAGGUUCUACAGGAUUGAUUCAUAUCAAAUCCAUUGCCUGUCAUAUUCUUACCUGUAAUUUACUUUUGAGUGUUUUUAAUCACACUUUAAAAAAAUAAUUAUGCUAUGGAGUUGUAAAGAUACUCUCAUUACAAAAAUCCCUGGUUUUAUAUAAAAGGAUGAUUUUCUUCUGCCUUGUCUGAAAUGCUCCAUAUUCAAAUUAUUUAUACAUUUUUUAAAAGAAACUGAAAUGGCCAGUUUUUGCUGUGUUGCCUAUAAUGUAUGAAGAUGCAUAGACACAUUCAGUUUUAACAUAUGCAUGUUCUGAAUAGAAAAGCUGUGCUCUUUUUAAGAAGGCUUAUGAUACUGAGCCAUAUGAAGAUUGGGAUGCCCCAGAUUAAAUGAUUCAGAAAGAACUCUUGAUUUUUGUUGGCCUCGAUUGCCUUGGGAGACUAAAAAGAAAUAAUACAUAUGGAGCUAUAACCAAAGCCAGGUUAUGUGACAUUGUUGCACAGCAAUAGAAGGUUGUUCCCUAUUGUAAAGGGACAGUAUUUUGGGCCCACAAGCUUGUAUGAUCUUCUUCAAAGGGCUGUUCCUACAAGUGACAUUAAAUGUGAACUAGACACUUAAGAGUCCAUUAAAGGAUUUCUAACUAUAUUAAUGUAAGAGUGAUUUAUUACAAGCUGCCUUUUGUUCAUUAGUUGCAUAAAACAUUGGAUUAUACAUAAUUUUGUUUGUGACAAAUGUUUAUUUUCAUUUUCAUGUUAUAACAGAUGAUAUUGCCUAAUUCACGAUAAUAAGUUAAUACAUUGGUAUUAUGCACCACAGAAAAGUGCCAUAGAAAAAAUAACUGUUUUUAAAAGUGAAUGAUUAACCCAUCAUUGGAAAAAAUAUUCAUUUAAUUGAAAUUUUAAUAGAAAUUAAUAGUUUUAAAAAGAAAUCUAGCAAAGUACCAAUCUGUUAAAGAUUUUGCAAAAUCAUACUUGAAUGGAAAAUCCACAUUGUUAGCUGACAGUGGUUUUUGAAUACCUAAACUCAAAUGAUAUUGCACUUCACUUACCAACUGAAUAUUGUAAUGCAAAUAAUUCUUAAUUUUAAUUGAAAUCCUUUAACAAUUCUUUGUACAUUAACUUUAGUCGAUUUUAUUAAUAUUUACAUAGGCAUUGUUUUUUUAUAUUAGCAGAAAUGUGCUUUAUUUUGGUAAAAUUCACAUUUUCUGUAUGCUGUUAAUCUUUUUUAAAAAAUAGCUCUAUGGUGACAAGCUUCAGUGUUGCUAUUUUACUUACAAUUUAUUCAGUGACCCAUAUUCAUUACUUUUAACUAUUCAAUUUAGUCUUUUAAUAGAGAAUAUAAAAAAACAAAAAAUCAUGAUUAUGUGAAAUAUAACUUUCAAAGCUGAAUAUGGAUUCAAUUUAUCUUUGCAUACAAGACAUAAGAAUAAAAUAUGUCCAAAUAUAUUGCAUUUUGUAUGAAAUGAGAAAUAUUCCUUAAAUUAGAAAUUCAUUUGAAUAAUUUUUGUAAAAACAUUGCCAAACUUUUUCAUUGUUUAAAGUAACAGCGCAUUGGUGCUUAUUGUCUGUUUGCAAGGAAAUAAAAUUUUGUUUAAAGUUCUUUUGUGGGGGAAAAACAUUGUCAGAAUAUAUGUUUGGAGAGGGAUUGUUGCGAAACAAGCUUACUCCAACAGGAAAACAUUUCUUGAAGCCCUGAAUGUUUUUUAUUUUAUCAAAAUAUAUAUAUCUGGAAAUUUGAUGGAAGAGGUACAGAAUGGAUCAUGUUAUCAAUUCAGGUUUUUUUUUUGUAACAGUUCUUUAAAGAAUCAGUUAAAGCGAAUUUUUUGGAAAAAUUCCCACAUAUUUAUUGUGUAAAUAUUUUUUUUUACUAUUUUUGACUGCCGAGUUUAAAAAUGUGUACAUACUUGAACACAUCUGUGAACACAAUCAUAGCAAUAAGGGACACACAGAACCAAGCCUUUAUCAUUAAUUUGCUGUAUACUACUUUUUAAAAUAAUAUUCCCUUGUCGGCCGCUCUGUAAUGUUUUUAUUGAUCAGCAUUUAUUCAGCAUUCCAGUUUUUUUUGUAUAUAAUUAAAUUGUUUCUGGAUAAAACAUGAAAAGAAUAGAUAAUAAACUAAUGCUCUUUAAA